AUGGCAGCUCCACUUAACCUCGAAGAAGGUCAGUCAUCACACAGACCUCCUCGUUUCAAUGGACAUUUCAACAGUUGGUGGAAAGUAAGAAUGCAUGACUACCUCAUGGCUGAAGACAACGAGUUAUGGGAUAUUGUACUGGAUGGACCUUUUGUUCCGAUGAUGAAAGAAAAGGAUGGAGAGAAGACCAUUACUGUUCCAAAGCCUAGGCAGAAAUACGAUGAAGCUGACCGGAAAAAGAUUGAAAAAGGACCUGAUGAGUACAACAGAGUGUCAGCCUGUGAGUCUGCUAAAGAAAUUUGGGGUUGCUUAAAGACUGCACAUAAAGGAACUGAACAAGUCAAAGAAUCUAAGAUUGACAUGCGUACUUCUCGAUAUGAGAACUUUAAAAUGAAGGAAGGAGAAACAAUACAUGACCUGUUCACCAAGUUUUCUUCCAUUACAAAUGAGCUGCGAAGUCUGGGUGAACCUAUAAGCAUGACCAAACAAGUCAGAAAAGUGCUUCGAAUUCUUCCAAAGUCUUGGGAGAGCAAAGUUGAUGCCAUUACAGAAGCCAAGGACUUGAAGGUGCUGACUAUGGAUGCUUUGAUUGGUAAUUUGAAAACACAUGAGAUGAAUCGAAACUAUGAUUUGUCAAAGAAGGAAGCCAAGAAGGACAAGUCAUUGAUGCUGAAGUAUAAAUCAGAUGAAGAUUCAAGUGAUGAUGAUGAUAUGGCUCUUGCUGCAUGGGGAGAUUCUUCAAGUGAUUCAGAAGACCCUGAUGAGCCAAAAGAUAUGUCCAUGGUUGCUAUGUAUGAGGAGGAAACUUUGAAUCAGAUUACUGAAGAAGCUGAAAAGCUGAAUGGAAUGUCAAAUAGUCUGCAAGCUGAAAUUCAAGAAAAAUUGAAAAACUCUGAGAAAAACCUUGGUCUGUCACUUGAAAAGAGUAACAAAUUAGAACAUGAUAUUGUGAAACUUAAGGAAGAACGUGAAAAAUCCCUUAAGUGGACCAAAUCCUCAAAGUUAUUGUCAAAUACAACGAAUCAGAAUUCAAUUGACAAUGUUUACCAUGUGGAUGGGUUGAAGUACAGCUUGUUGAGUGUGUCAGAAAUCUGUGACAAAGGAAAUGAGGUCAAAUUCACUUCUGAGAAAUGCACUGUGGUGAGUCUAACUACAAACAAGAAGUCUGAAGGAGGUGAAGUUGAUGCAGAUCAACAAGUGAACAAUGGUUGUGAUGAUCAGAAUCAUAGUCUACCUGAUGAGGCUGCUGAGGGUGAAAAGGAUGAUAUGGUACCUGGUACUACUCAAAAUUCCAGCCAGAGUACUUCAGACUCCCCAGAAGAUGAUGUCACUCUUGAUGAAGAAGAACAUGCAGAUCAGCCAAGUCAGUCUGCUCCAAGGUGGGUUUUCAGAAACAAGCUUGAUGAAAAUGGAGUGAUUACUAGAAAUAAAUCCAGAAUGGAAGCUAUUAGAAUCUUAAUAGCUUUUGCUGCAUUCAUGGGGUUCAAGCUGUAUACUUUCAGUGAGGACCUGCUUAACAAGAGAAGCAACUAG
This is a messenger RNA of Solanum lycopersicum (tomato), 1533 nucleotides long. Lineage: Eukaryota; Viridiplantae; Streptophyta; Magnoliopsida; Solanales; Solanaceae. The record is from RefSeq and is a predicted model, not a curated record.